AUGACUUCCAGCAACCAAAACAUGAAAAGUUAUCGUGCACUCAAGACGGAGCAAGGUGUUUUCACAACUCCUCCAUAUUCCACCAAAAUCAAACCUUUAUGGCGAUUCGUCAAUGCCGAUGUAGCGGCCACUAGCGCCGCUGCCAUAUGGGAAAAGUUUGAGAUGUACAGGAAUGCCAACGACUUCAUCGGCAUGGACAUCUGUCGCAAGUUUUUACAAAUGGGAAGAACACGUUCUCUUCGAUAUGCCUUACGAAGAGGUGGCAAAAAGUACGGAACAUCUUCAUCCACAGGGGCGGCUACUGGUGAGAGUGAGACCACUGGUGGAAGAGUCGGGAAACAACCAACUCGGAAAGAAAUACCACGCACUGGUAAAAUCUACGAUGAGGAGAAGUCCAAAGGCGCGAGUAUCUUCGAAAAUUACGUCAAGCGAUGUUGGGAGGAUGAGACAUAUGUGAGCGCUUUUGAGGAGUGGAAAGCCAAGCAUAAUACUCAACAACCUAAAGCUAAAAGUGUAGGAUCCAAAGAAGGAGGAUGA
Tremella mesenterica DSM 1558 is the source of this 537-nucleotide messenger RNA. RefSeq lists its product as uncharacterized. Lineage: Eukaryota; Fungi; Basidiomycota; Tremellomycetes; Tremellales; Tremellaceae. The transcript has 2 exons. The record is from RefSeq and is a predicted model, not a curated record. Bases 1 to 537 code for a protein of 178 amino acids.